AUGACCUCCAGCAAAGACAUGAAGGCAGGGUCUGUGUUGCAAUGCAGCGGCGAGGAGAGGCGAGGAGCGAGGGCGCCUUUGGACCAGCUGCCCCCGCCUGCCAACUCCAACAAGCCGCUCACGCCCUUCAGCAUAGAGGACAUUCUCAACAAGCCCUCGGUCAAGAAGUCCGUGCACGCAAGCGUCAGGCCACCGCGCGUCCUGCAGGAGAAAGUGGCCGCUUCGAACGCACCUCGGAACGGGAUCAGCACGCCGUCCUCCCCGCUAUGCGCCCUGGAGGAGCUGGCGAGCAAGACGUUCAAAGGCCUGGAAGUCAGCGUGAUCCAGGCAGCAGAAGGCCGCGAACACGUCAACUCCUUCGGCCAGAGGCAGAGCUCCAAAAAGAGGAGAAAGUCGCGGACGGCCUUCACCAACCAUCAGAUCUACGAGCUGGAGAAGCGCUUCCUGUACCAGAAGUACCUCUCCCCCGCGGACAGGGACCAGAUCGCGCAGCAGCUGGGCCUCUCCAACGCGCAGGUCAUCACAUGGUUCCAGAACAGACGCGCCAAGCUCAAGCGGGACCUGGAGGAGAUGAAGGCGGACGUGGAGUCGCUGAAGAAGCUGACGCCGCAGAGUCUGCAGAAGCUGGUGACCAUGGAGAGCCUGGAGGAGCAGGAGCGGGAGCAGGAGAGGGAGCGGGAGGAGCGGGAGGAGCGGGCUCAGGGCGCGGGCUCCCCCAGUGUGUCCCCCUGCACGUCACCGCAGGGACACGGAGGCUUCCCGCACUCGCCCUCCUCCUCCAGAGACCACACCACGGACGAGUUCUCAGAGGACGAUGAGGAGAUAGAGGUGGAUGACUGA
Knipowitschia caucasica is the source of this 840-nucleotide messenger RNA. The record is from the annotation of a GenBank genome assembly. NCBI's taxonomy places the organism in Eukaryota, Metazoa, Chordata, Actinopteri, Gobiiformes, Gobiidae.